AAAUGACAAUUUUACAUUCUUUACUUAGUAAUCCUUCAAGAAAGAAAAAUAAAAAUCCAUCAUCGCAAACAGAAGCUACCCCAUCAGCUUCCCAUUGGGUUGAGGUUGAGGAUACACGUUUAGGGACUACGUACAAACCGUCUCAUGUAAACUUUCGAAAUAUUUUUAAAAAUAAAUUAAAUUAA
Molecule: messenger RNA, 185 nt
Organism: Meloidogyne enterolobii
Lineage: Eukaryota; Metazoa; Nematoda; Chromadorea; Rhabditida; Meloidogynidae
Source: the annotation of a GenBank genome assembly